Messenger RNA from Dictyostelium purpureum, 1729 nucleotides. RefSeq lists its product as uncharacterized. Lineage: Eukaryota; Evosea; Eumycetozoa; Dictyosteliales; Dictyosteliaceae. The record is from RefSeq and is a predicted model, not a curated record. Gene Ontology annotation, biological process: symbiont-mediated killing of host cell. The transcript has 4 exons. Gene Ontology annotation, molecular function: toxin activity. The coding region runs from base 9 to 1619 and encodes 536 amino acids.
ACAAUAACAUGUCAACAGAAACUAGUGGUGGUGUAACAUCAAAAACAAUAUUAGAAGAAUAUAAUCCAAUUCAUCAAGUUUUUUCAUCAUUCUCAAAAGAAGUCGGUGCAGAAUUUCCACUUGACGAUCAAGAUUAUCUUUCAUUAAUACAAGCUGGCCUUUCAAUGGUACCUGUAUUUGGUGAUUUAAUUAGUAGUUGUUUUGGUAUUAUUUGGGGUAAGUUUUUCCCAGCUGAGGACAAAUAUGUAACCAAAGAGGCUUUUGAAAAAAGAAUUAGUAAGCUUUAUCAAGAUAUGGAAAAGAAAAUUGGUAUAGCUCUUGAUGCCCAAGCUGCUGAUUGGUGUAAUACAAAGUUCAAAACAUUGUUGAAGGGUGGAGAGUUGUUUAAAGAGGCAAUUAAUGUUUAUCUUGCAACUAAAAAGAAAGGAAACUACAGUGGAGCAGAAAAAAUCAAAGUAGAAACUUUUAUUGUUGCACAUCAUGCUGUAUUUACCAAAUCAUUAAGUGAUGCUUUAAUAUUUUUCUCCUCUGAAAAGUAUGUAAAGUUUACCAUCAAGCUUUAUCUCGAAACUGCUGCUAUUUAUUUGGCUUUUCUUAAAGACACUUUAGUUUUUGGUAAAGAUUGGGGACUUCCAACAGUUUAUCUCGAAGGUAGUUUUGGUGUUAAAUCUAUUCAACAGAAAGUUCAUGAGGCAACUGCUGAUGUUUUUAAAACUUAUAAGCUAUUCAUUGAAAUUUUCAACAAAGAUAAGAAUCUUGCCGGUAAAAUGCCAGAUUGGAGUAUUCUCGUUGCUACAUAUCUACAUGGUGAUAUGACAUUAUAUCCACACAGUGUCCAUUGGCUUAAAAGACACAAAUAUGAUCACGGUUUAACAUCUUUCCUUCUCCCAAAAGAUAUAGUCCAACCACAUAUCUUUUCUAUUGAUGCAACUCAAGUUGGUAUAAUGUGCGAGGGUUUAACUCAAAUUUAUACAAACAAAAUAAAUGGCCAAACUUGCAAUUAUGUCAUGAACACAUAUGAUUAUGCUUUGGUAAAAGGUAUGGAGCGUAAAAAAACUUUAGUUUAUUUUACAUUAUAUGAAGAGGUACAAAGAACUUUAGCUUUCAGAUUCUAUAUUUCAAAUACUCAAGGAAACUACAAUGACUUUGAGUUGACAGUUAGAGAAUUGGAUCCAGAAAAAGUAGAUCAAAAGGAAAAACCAGGAUAUCACCCAGACGAUGCAUUUAAGAUUAAGCUAAAGGAACACAAACAAAAGAAAAUGAAAAAUAGUAAACCAUUUGUUUCACCAUACGGCAAUGGAAAUAUGGAUAUGUACCAAUCAGAUCCAAUCACCCUUGAAACAUCCAAGAUUUAUUAUGUUGAGUUUAUAUCAUCAUCAGAUAUUAACCUUGGUUCUUACUAUCACAGAGUUGAUAUAAUCUCUGGUGCAGCUGUUACAGACAAAUUAGCAUAUGAAGAAGGUGAUCGUCCAAUGAUCAAUGUAGAUUUAGAAGAAGAAAGUUCUCUUAUUGAUUUUGCAAAAUUAGGUGCAGAGUAUGAUGCCGCAGAAGCCAUGUUUUUAGCAAAUAAUGCCGUAGGUUCGGUUGUUAGCGGUGUUAAAGGUCUUUUUGGAAAAUAAAACUAUUGCUUCUUUUUUUUUAUUUAUAUUAAUAAAAAACUCAUAAAUAAAAUAAUUUUUUUUUAAACAUUAUUUUUAAUUAAAAAUCACAUUGUUUUAAAUCCAAAACC